AAGUGGACUUUUCAAAUAGCUUUUGCAUCUUUGAUAUAAAAUCCGACGCUGUGAUACAUGCAUUGGCGUAUAAGGGGCCAUCCAUAUUUCUCGGCAUCUAAUUUUUCCACCAGAGGAGUGAUAUAGCCUUCUCUGACGUCUGCAUCAGAUAUUACCCAGUGCUUUUUCAAUGUGCAUUUUCCCCUCAGUGACUUUGCGCUGAUCUACAUCAUCAGCAGCAGCAGCAGCAACGGGGGAGAGAGAGAGAGAGAAAAAGGGAAUGAAGAUUUCUUCAUUUUUCUUUUUUUUAAACCCACCGCUCCCCUUCAGCCGACCAGCGUUUCCAGCUCAAACAAAUAUCUUUUAACAACAUCACGUUGUGGAAUAGUCUGGCGCCGGAGCAUCGCUGGAACCAUGCCUCUUCUGCAGAUUUGGACUGGGAAAUUUCAUCCACCAAUUUGAUCAUCAAGAGGCUGCUGCUCAGUCAUUCAUGCCAGUGUUUGUUUUUUUAAGAGGAAGAAUACUUGUCAUCACUUUUAAAAGUAUUGUGUAUGCUGUUUUUUGAGCAAGAUGUCUGAUCUUCUGGUGUUGGUCGAGGGGCUCUGUGACCUGCACGGAUUUCCAUAGCCGGGGAAAACAGCGGGGGCCAAUUACAAGAUUUUUUUAAAUCAAGAAGCCUAUUUAAUGAAGACAUCGCAUGCGUAGAUGUAGGGUAGAUUAUUCGACAUUUUUAAAAAAGGCAAUUAUUUUUUAAUUGCCAAUUUUUACUUUGUGCAUUUUCUGGAGGACCACUGGACUGGUUGGAUUAUAGGAACUAUAUAUAAGGAUUUGUGGAGAUGUUGGGUCGUCAAGAAGAUAAAUUAUGUGGAAUUUUCUCUGCUCUGGCGGCUUUGUCCUUCUUCUGCUUUGUUCAAAGCUCUUCCACUGGAAGCACCGGAAUGUCUGUGGCCAAGGCCACCGUGGACAAGUUGCUGAAGGGAUAUGACAUCCGUUUAAGGCCUGAUUUUGGAGGUGCUCCAGUCAUCGUAGGAAUGAGCAUCAACAUAGCGAGCAUCGACUCCAUCUCAGAAGUAAACAUGGACUACACCAUCACAAUGUAUUUCCAGCAGAGCUGGCGAGAUAAGCGUUUGGCCUAUAGUGAGCUGAAGCUAAACCUGACUCUGGACAACCGUGUAGCAGACCAGCUUUGGCUCCCUGACACCUACUUCCUUAAUGACAAGAAGUCCUUUCUUCAUGGUGUGACAGUAAAAAACCGUAUGAUCCGACUGCACCCUGAUGGCACUGUCUUAUACGGGCUGAGAAUAACCACCACUGCUGCUUGCAUGAUGGAUUUGAGGAGGUACCCUCUCGAUGAACAGAACUGCACCCUGGAGAUUGAAAGCUAUGGAUAUACCACAGAUGACAUCGUAUUCUUCUGGCAAGGAGGGGACAACGCUGUGACGGGUGUUGACAAGUUAGAGUUACCUCAGUUCUCCAUUGUAGACAUCCGGUUGGUGUCCAGGGAGGUCAGGUUUACUACAGGUUCAUAUCCGAGGCUUUCGCUGAGUUUCAGGAUUAAGAGGAACAUUGGAUAUUUCAUCCUGCAGACGUACAUGCCCUCCAUCUUGAUCACCAUCCUCUCCUGGGUCUCCUUCUGGAUCAAUUAUGAUGCCUCUGCAGCUCGGGUGGCCCUGGGUGUGACAACGGUGCUUACCAUGACAACAAUUAACACCCACCUAAGGGAGACUCUCCCAAAGAUUCCGUAUGUGAAAGCCAUCGACGUCUACCUCAUGGGCUGUUUUGUGUUUGUGUUCCUGGCCCUGCUCGAAUAUGCCUUUGUAAAUUACGUGUUCUUUGGCCGGGGCCCUGCGCAACAGAAGAAAAUCAAUGAGAGGCUGAACAAAGCCAACAACGAGCGCACAAGAUACGAAGAGAAGCGCCUGAGGGAACAGGACUCCAUUUCCGUGCCGUUUCAAACCAACACCUUCAGGUCAUUUACACAGCGAAGAAAUCUGUAUCUCGAGGAACAAAGAAAAGUUGGGGUGGACGCUUAUGGAAACAUACUCCUCACCACGCUGGAGAUGAACAACGAAGUGAUGCCUUCUGACGUGGGGAGCAGCGUCAGUGACUCUCGGAAUUCAGUCAUGUCCUUCGACAGCUCCGGGGUCCAAUUCAGGAAGCCCAUGGCGCCCCGAGACGGCUUCAGCCACCACUCUUUGGACCGGAGCGCCAUGCGGAGCCGGGCCAACUGUCGGCUACGACGACGCUCCUCCAAGCUCAAGUUGAAAAUCCCAAACCUGUCAGAUGUUAGCACCAUUGACAAGUGGUCCCGGGUCAUUUUCCCUAUCACCUUUGGAUUUUUCAACCUAAUCUACUGGUUGUACUAUGUGAAUUGAUGUGCAUCCCACUAGGAAUCAUGGGCCAUAUUUUGAGAGCACAUUAAAUUGGCUUUGAUACAGUUCCAAAAUAUGUAUACACAUAUACAAGUUGAACAUAUGUAUAUGCAUAUUUAUAUAUAUUAUAUUUAUAUAUACAUGUGUGAAAUCUGAAGGACCUUUCUGCUGUACAAAGUAUUAAUAGGAUGACUUGAAUGUUUAAGAAUAAUUGCAAGAGAAGAAUUUCAAGGCUUUGAGUUUCUCUUUCCUCCUGAAAGAAUCAAACAAACACAAACACGAGAUCCCACCCGGGGUUUUUGGAACUAAAGACUGCAUGAUAUUUUUGCUAAAUAAAACAACAACAAGAAGAAAAAAGAGAAAGUGAAAGCUCUUGAGAGAGAAAAGAUGUCUCAGAGUCCCAUUUACUUUUUAUUGAUACUUAUUGUAAUCAGAAAUCCUCUACUGCAGCUCAUGAAAUCAGUGGUGGCUCGUCUGUUCAGGCAUCAGCUGAGUGAGAUCCUUGACACCCCCUACCCGUCCCCCGCCCCCGCCGCUUUCACCGAAACCCCCCCACCCCCAAAACCCCGCCCAUGGAUAACAUGCACGGAAAUCUCCGGUUCUACUAUGUACAGCAACCUUGUUUGGAUUAUGUGUUGUUCCUUGGGUUUUUUGAAGUGGUAUCGUUCUCUUUAUCAGACAUCAGCUCUGGCCUAAUGGGCUCCAUUAGAGGGCCGCGUGGAUGGGAUGAUCGACCGCCGCAUUCCCACCCAGAGUCAACGCAAACUUGUGUUCCUUUCUCUUCUCAUGUUAUUUUUAAAAACACGUCCUUUGGGGGAGAGGGAGGGAGGGAUGGGGGGUCUUUUUCAUUAUGGUUGAAAACAAGUGCUGAUUAUUGUAGAUAUGAUUUUGUCUUGAAAAAUACUGUGAUUUCAGAGAGUGUCGGAACAUGUUCUAGAGCUAGGGCAUUAUGAGAUAAAAGAGUCAAAGGUAUGCAUUACAUACAUUUUAAUGGUGUGAAGAAGAAAUAUUCUAUACAUUUUAUCAUUCGGUAUUUUCAUGAAAGUAUACUUGUACUGUUUAUUUCCUCCUAUUGAUUGAUUCUCAUGCUCUUUAGAUGCAGAGUUCAUUGACGUCAUAUCCUGCUUUGUGUUUGCUAAAAAGGAAAUGGGAGGAUUGCUUUUGUGAUUCGUUUGACAAUGAUUCCACAGCAGAGAUGUAAGGACAUGUAUAUUCAAAAAAAAGAGUCAACAUAUCAGCCCGCAGUUUGACCAGUUGUCAUUCAGUAUUAAGUAUUUCUUUGUUUGUUUGUUGAGCAUUCGUGUUGGAGUCGCAGUUUGUGAAGGCAAGAUUAUUUGAUUGGGAUAGUAAUGGGCAGCCUGGGCAGAAGACGUGAGUGAGGAGGAGGAUUCAGCAUUUCACACUCAAACUCGAUCAGUGCCGUCGCAAAAAUGCUGGGAACCCCGAGGAUCCGAAACAUCAGCCUAAUCAGGAAUGAUGCAGUGAUUCUUGAGGAGAAAAUGUGCGAUAAAUAGCCAUGAAUUUAAAUAACGACCAAAAGGCCUAUAAUCCAUAUACAUUAUGGUUUUGUUUUUCUCUCAAACACACAAACACACACUGCAUUUCCAGUGCUCAGGGUCAGUUGAAAAUGAGGAAAAAGGUACUGUAGGACCCAUUAUUUUAUAAUUUCUUUUUAAAUAAAAAACAGAUAAUCACAUGUUUAUAGGUUGCGGAAUCCAAAUCAGCCCCCAAACAAUGUUAAAGAAAUUAGAUAGUUCCUGCGAAUCCUUAAAAUGUCUUAAAUUUAUUCAUCUUAAUCUAAAAAUAAAGCCUUGAUUGGUAUUAAAAUGUCUUAAAUCAAUAUUUUAAAAGUCUUAAAAAUGCUAUUUAUUUCUGAUGUUGCAUUAUAAAAUCUCAAAAUUGUUGGUAACAUCUAUUUUUUUAAUAUAAUUUACCAAAUGUCUCUUAACGUCAUGCAGAUCCGGAUAGGAAAGAAUUGUGCAGAAAAUAAAUCAAAUUUAAUUCUAAGUGGCAUUAAAGAGGUCUUUAAAAGUCUUAAAUCUAACUUGCCUUAAAUUAUAGGAACCUUGAAUUAAGAUGAAGUCCGAUCAUUAGAUGGCUGAGGCAGAUAGACAGUGAAAAGAAGGAAUAAAAUCCUCCCUUGCCUGUUUAGCUUCAGCUGAAGUGCAGAUCAGCAUCUUCCUCAGUGUCAUCUUCACUGUAGGCACAAACAGGCUCUGAGCAAAACCUACACAACAAGUUUUCAUUAGAAUACGCAGCGCAGCAAGGUACCUGAGAAAUACAAAUGGGAAAAAGAAAAGAAAAUGUUCAUACUGUACACAAACACAUGGGGACAAGAGGAAGAUGGAAUGUCUGCAGAGUAAUUUGUCAUGAGAAACAUCCACUCCCCUCUGGAGCGCAGGGUGUAGUAUGCAUACGAUGUCUUCAAAAAGGAAUACUGAUCAGAAAGCAAUUUGUCUCCGUAAGUCAGAGUGACGUUUGUACAGUGACGUGGCCCGAGCUGUGAUCCCAGUUUGGUAUAUCUUUCUGUUAAAUUUGAUGCAUCGUUGUCAUUGUACUGUGGAAGCAAAUGAAAAGAGAGAAAGUACAAAAAAAAAAGAUCCCCUUUAAGUAUGAAGUAAUCCAUGAAAAUAUACCGGACGACGGGAUGAGAGUAACAUGCUGAGUGUUAUGUUUCUGUCUGCAGCUGAACAAUCUGUUGUUUGUCUCUCGAGUCAACUGUGAGGUCCAAAGGAUUACAUGACCAAAACAUAGUGAUAAAUCUUAAAUGUGAAGAAAGUCAAUUUGUUGUUAUUUAUGAGAAAGUUGACAAUGAGUCAACCAGUGCCGCAACGGACUAAAUUAGCAGUUUCUAUUGUGUUAUAUAGAGAAUGCAUAUUGAGUAAUACACUGUGGUAAGAGAAAAGGCUAAAAUGGUGGCAUAUGUGCACAAAUUCUUCAAAAGUUGCCAAAUGGAAGUGAGGCAAGAUUGAAAUGCAAUGAACUUGUAAUACAGUAGCAUCAGUUGUGUCAACGUGGGUGUGUACAAUGCUAGUAGCGGCUAAUGUAGCCUCGAGGCGCUAGCCUCAAGCAGAGAUGAGGAGUAGCCUGGUCAGCUCACAUCUUUCUAACUCUACACCCCCAAAAUUUAUUUCAUCUUCAAACUCCUCCUGGACCUAACUGACUCAAGUGACAUCACUUGAGGCAAUAUAUCAGACUUCACACAGCUCCCCCUGGAGCCACAAAAGGCUUUAUAAUACUUUUUCCCCCCCCACAUAUGCAGUAGUUCUCCCUAAGACCUGUAAACAGACUUUGGCGUGUGAAAUCGGUGGAGUUCCCCUUUUACUAACAAUAUACAUCCCUGAGAUAUGCAUGCUGCAAUUUAACUUCUCAUUUGAGACGCUGCAAUUACUAGAUAGGGUUCUCUUUUUGCCAAUUACUUUUUGCAAUAAGAUAAAGAGCAGAUCUUGAUUGUGUUCCCACAGAGUAUAUUACUUCAUGGUUGGUACAAUGGUUCACUCAUGUUUCAGGUUACCUUGUCCUUAAGAAAGGUGAUAAUAGUUAAUAAUCAUGAAUGCAAGUUCAUUCAAAUAAUACCCUUUACAAAGAGUUUUUUUUGUUGUUGCAUCAUUUCAUCCUGGUGUGCACACUAACAGCUUGUCAAACCGUCAACGGUAAUAUGAUGGAUCUUUAGUAAGAGUGUGAGGGUACAAUUUGGUCCAGUGCAAAAACAAACACAUUUUGUGUGUAAAAAAUAUGGGACUUAAGGCAACCAUUUAAGUGUUAUUUUAAGUAAAACAAUAGAACAUGUUUGACCAGGAAGAAGCCUAAUCUACUCUGUGGUUUCAACUUGCACUUACAUUGUGUAAUGCAAACUAGCACAAAUAUCAAAUUCUCAAUCAGGUCCCUGUAUUCCCAGAAUUUCAUAUAAAUAAGCCUAUUCAGGUAUUAACUCCUCUUGUUUUAGAUGGUUGAUGCGUAUCUUUAAUAAACUCCAAACUCAUACAGAGGAGAAAUAUUAGCAGCCCUCGCAUGCUCGCAAAAUCUACUCAUCACUCAUCUCACUCAGAACAUGUAUUACCUGCUUUCUGGACUGGAAAUCAGCACAUUCAUCCCAAAAGCUGUGAGGAUCUUCUGUUCUGUUCUUUUACUUUAGGAUUUGCUUAUACAAGAAAGAAGAUAGAUUUCUUUUGACACAUAUGUUUGAGGAGUAGAGGAGGAGAAAAAAAAGUGUUGAACUGAUUUCAAUGUGAAUUUUCUUGCCUCUAGUGUAUAUGUGUAAUUACAUGUGAAUUGUACUGUAAAUAUGAUAUCUUUCACUUAAUAGUUCUUAAUGCAUGAACAAAAACAUGGCAGUUCGUAAUACCAGCUAGCCUCACUGCUAAUGGCAUGGACCGCUUCUCUAGCAUUGGCAUACUUCUGCAAACGAAACCUAAAAAAUGAAACACAAGAAAUACAUGGUGUGAACAAAAUGAUGGAGAAAUCACAUCAAAGUCCUCUCACAGUGACGGAGUUUCUGGUGGCUCUGAGCUCGUAUUGGUUCACCUGCUUCCUCAAGAACAAGGCUAACGCUGCUAAAAGAUUCCUGAAAACUACAGUAUGCCUUGGUUCACUGUCAGCGAAUGGGAUGGUGCCAUCUUGAAUGAAAUUCUCCAGUUGGGCUUUCCCAUUUACUACACCCGAAUUUAGGAUUUGUGUUAGAUUUCAGCACAGAAUACAUGUAGAGUUUACCUCAGACAUCAACAAAUCACAGAAUUGUCUGGGAAUCUACGAAAAAAUAUUAAGGGCAUGAUCGGCUAGCUGGCUUAUAGAGGCUAGAGGAGCAGGAUGGCCUUAAAAAGGCGAGUGGGAUGUUCUUUCCUGCUCCUCAAUAAGACAGUCAUGUGUGCCCUUGAGCAAGGCACCUAGCCAAUUGUCCAAGUGCAGCUGCUCACUUGCUAACAAUAGAAGUCUAUGUCUGUGCGGUCUCGCUCCUGGAUGAAAAUGUGUUUAGCUAUGUGAGGGUAUUGAUAGGAAAUUGUCCCCUGGAUAAAUGCAAAGAUAAAAAAUAGUUCCACUAAUGUCCCUCGGUUUGUUCAAGUAAGCUAAGCCUAGUAUUGUAGUGCUAUAAUUACAAGCUAGCAUCUAAUAAGGUAAAAGUUAUAAAUCAUGUCAUUUGUUGACUCCAGUCUUGCGUUUCAUCUAGGAUUACAUCCCGAUAAAAGACAUGCACGAUAUCCCGUGAACACAAAACUAAGCCCUCCAUAAAAGAGGGGACUAUGAUCGUACAAGAAAAUGUCAUCCACCAAACACCAGAACAAGGCUGACAGACUCCUCACUGUUGGAAGAACUUUUGCUGGUACAUUCAUUAUUUUGUGUGUACCUUGUAGGUUUUGUUUUGCAUGACCUGAGUUUUGAAAGGUUUAUUUUCAUAUCUUUUUACUCCCGCACCAUCCGAUUCAUCUCCACAGCCAGGUAAAAGAAGGAUCCAGUGUUUACAUGCUCAAAUUGCACUUGUUUUACAGCCAGCUCUAUAAAUCUUGUGAAACAAAACUGUUCGUAAAACUGGAGGGAAAAUGUAAACGUACAUGGUGUGAUCCGUGCGAAUCACAAAUAUGUACUUCUAUACGAUGUAUUUACUGUAAAUCACACAAUUUGGAAUAGAUGCACCAAGUGCAUGCUGUAGUUUUAUCAGGUUCAGCAUAAGCAUUAACAUCAAUCGCCCUUCAACUAUAAAGGAUGUAAAGGAUGCUCUUGAGUAGCAUCUGAACGUAAGCCAUGUGAUUGCACACUGAGUGGGUGUUCCCUGUAUUUUCUCUUUAAUAAGUUGCCUCUGGUUAUGGUCUGUUGUUCAUUACUGUAUGAUGAAGAAGCUGUGCUGAUUCCCAGUUACACAUCAGUAUACCUCCCUGAAGCAUACCAGUGAGACUCAUGUUUAACCAGUGAGUGAGGAAGAUUUUACAACACUUUAUAAAAAUUGGCAAUGGAAAGAAAGAAACCCACAAGACCAACAGCCCAUUUAAUUUUCAACAUGAAUUGAUAAAUGAUUUGAUUCAUUUCUGUGUUCAUUUCUGAUUUAUUGUAUUUGUUGCAUUUGUUAUGGAUUGUUAUUCUUACUGUUGUUGUUGUUUUAUCAUAAGAAGGAACUGUAAUUCAUCUGAUAUACUGGCACUGGAAGAAAAAUGCAUUUGGUUUUUGUACUGUAAUUGUUUUGUUCACAUUGGGCGCUUAUUUGGUUCAGUUGUUUAAUAAGGUGUUUGAUUUCAUUUGGAGUAUCAGUACUCAUGGAAUCAACAUGUGUGUAGUAUGAAGUUGUAUUUUUUUUGUCAGUGCAAAUUAAUGUUAUAGUGUCAAUCAGCUUUUUUAGGUGUUUGAACAAAAUGUGUUUUUUACAAAUACAAGGUGUUCAAGUAUGUGGUAUAAAAAGGGUUAUCAUUCAAACAACAGACUUUUUACAAAUAAAGGCUUAUACAGUAAAAACAGCUGAUGUCUUUUCAUUUGCCAUUUGAGGACUAAUAUAGUACAUUGUUUCAUUUGACUUUUUAUUCAUCUAUUUUUAUAUAUUAGUCCACAAAAGGUAAAUAGCAUACAAUUUUGCAAAAAAAGAUGAUGGAAUCAGGUAUUAACCAUUGUUGUUCCAGGUUGUUGUCAGAGUGCUCACCUCUUAUUUGGUGUCUUACUUUUGACUGUUGGACACGAAGAACAAAAUUUGCGAAAAAUCAAGAUCUUCUUUUUAUUUGAUUACAAAACGUUGCGCGUUUAUGAGAAUAUACCUUUUAUCAUAUCCUAUUUCCUGAAUAAAGUGACUCCUCCUGACAAGUGUAA
Molecule: messenger RNA, 9134 nt
Organism: Cottoperca gobio
Lineage: Eukaryota; Metazoa; Chordata; Actinopteri; Perciformes; Bovichtidae
Gene: gabrb4
Product: gamma-aminobutyric acid type A receptor subunit beta4
Exons: 10
Coding region: 816-2354 (512 amino acids)
Biological process (GO): monoatomic ion transmembrane transport
Cellular component (GO): membrane
Molecular function (GO): extracellular ligand-gated monoatomic ion channel activity; GABA-A receptor activity
Source: RefSeq, a predicted model, not a curated record